AUGCUUGUUACUUACUCGUUAACGAUUCGUCGUUUACAAUUAGAAGCAGCGAAAUGCUUCGCAGAUCCAGAUGAUCAUCUAAUGAUCAAGCCAAAGAAAUCCGACGGAUUGCGUCGACAUCAAUCCGCAACCCAACGACGUCCAUUAUCAUAUCCGCGAAAGAACGUUGUUUCCAGGGAAGCAUCGAGUUCAACAUCCGCGUCACUUCGAACACCAACAGUAGUUGACACUGAUGACAAAAAAAAUCAUCAUCAGCAAUGUCCGAUAUCUCCGAUUCAAGCCGUUCCGACAUCGAAUACACAACAGCGAUCGUUUCUUCACAAUACUUUGGUACAGAAAGCUGUCCAUGCAUUCAAAGGUGGAUCAGAAACAACCAGUGAACGUCGUGCAAUAAAAGUUCUCGGCAUAGUUUUCUUCGUCUUUCUUAUUGCAUGGCUUCCCUUCUCGAUUUUGAAUAUCCUCUCGGCUGUCUGUCCAUCAUGUGGUGUCCAAGCAUCUUUAUUAAAUCUAACAAGUUGGCUUGGUUAUAUUUCAUCGAAUCUCAAUCCCAUCAUCUAUACAGCAUUCAACGUCCGAUUUCGUCGAGCUUUUAUUUCCAUAUUGACUUGUCAACCGAAUUAUUUCUCACAGAAACGUAAAGGAAAUAAUCAAUACGUAUUUGUAGCAACAAAUAAUCAACAAGCAAUUCUAGCCGAUCAAGAACAGUUCUUUUUCCCGUCGCGUCGUUCUGCUAAGGAACGACGAUCGUUACGGAAGAAUUUUCCAUAA
Molecule: messenger RNA, 768 nt
Organism: Adineta ricciae
Lineage: Eukaryota; Metazoa; Rotifera; Eurotatoria; Adinetida; Adinetidae
Source: the annotation of a GenBank genome assembly